Molecule: messenger RNA, 3563 nt
Organism: Trifolium pratense (red clover)
Lineage: Eukaryota; Viridiplantae; Streptophyta; Magnoliopsida; Fabales; Fabaceae
Product: glutamate receptor 3.7-like
Exons: 6
Coding region: 655-3393 (912 amino acids)
Cellular component (GO): plasma membrane
Molecular function (GO): glutamate-gated receptor activity
Source: RefSeq, a predicted model, not a curated record
ACCUCUUUAUUAUAUAUGAAAUUCAAUCCAAACGAAAUUUAAAUUGUUUUCAAUUACUCUCUGCAAUUGCGUGGAUUGCGCGGAGGAUAUUUGGUUUACACUUUUUUUUUUGGAGAAUAUUAACUUGUGUCCUUAAGAGCACAUGUUAAGAAGAUAAAUGUGGAAAAAAUUUAUUGAACUUGUGGUGUAUUCAAUUAUUUAAACAUUAAAUUCUUUAUAUCAUUAAAUACUAUAUUUCUAUUUUUAGGUAACUUAACAUGUGUCCUUAGUGUACAAGUUAACGUGACCUUUUUUUUAAGCGCAUGUGUGUCUGUCUCUAGUCUCUACUAUUUUACACAGUAAACAAUAAAAAACAAAGUACUCACUGGUCACCAUUAAUUCACUUGAAUUGGAUUCAAUGACUACUUUAUUUUCUUCAACCACUUGAUGUUGAUGAUAUUAGUUAUUUAUUGUGUUAGAAUAUGUUCUUCACUCAAACACCUUUAUGCUCUUGCUGGGUUUUGUAACACCACUUUUCCUCAUCUGGGUACCAAUCAAAAUGUAAUCUUUCUUCUAUUUCAAUGACUUUUUGGUGCUUUCAGAUUCUGGGUAUGAACAAGUUUUGAUCUUUAUUGUAAAAAAAUUGUUGGGUUGCUUGAAAUUUGAGUAAAAAAAAUGAAGCAGUUCAUGGUUUUGUAUCUUAUGAUUUGGAUUUGGGUAAUUUUCUUUUCUGGUAUUGUUUAUAGUGAAAAGCCUGAAAGUGUGAAUAUUGGAGCAGUUUUCACUUUUGAUUCUGUCAUAGGUAGAGUUGCAAAAGCAGCUAUGGAAAUGGCUGUUUCUGAUGUCAAUUCUGACCCAACAAUUCUUAAUGAGACUAAGCUCAACUUGAUAAUGAAAGAUGGUAUGUGUAAUGCUUUUCUGGGAUCAACUGGAGCUUUUCUGGUACUUGAGCAAGGGGUUGCAGCCAUAAUUGGGCCACAGUCAUCAGCCAUAGCUCAUUCGAUUUCUCAAAUAGCCGAUGCUGUCAAAGUUCCCCUUAUUUCAUAUGCUGCAACUGAUCCAACCCUAUCAUCCCUUCAGUUUCCUCUCUUUUUUCGCACCGUACAAAGUGACUCAGAGCAAAUGGUUGCAAUGGCCAAUUUAAUUGACUUUAAUGGAUGGAAAGAAGUCAUUGUUGUCUUCUUGGAUGACGACUAUGGAAGAAAUGGAGUAUCUGCUUUGAGUGAUGAACUCGAAAAUAGGAGAUUGAAAAUAGCUCACAAACUAGCUUUGAGUAUUCAUUUCGACCUAGAUGAAAUCACUAAGUUGCUCAAUCAAACCAAAGUGUUUAACCCUCGUGUUUUUGUUGUUCAUAUCAAUCCUGAUCCUAGAUUGAGGAUUUUUUCCAUUGCUCACAAACUUCAAAUGAUGACUAGUGAAUAUGUUUGGCUUGUCACAGAUUGGCUCGCUGCUACCCUACAUUCAUUUUCGCCAGCGAAUCAGAAAUCUCUUAGCGUUGUCGAAGGAGUUGUUGGUCUUCGUCAACACAUCCCGGAUUCUAGAAAAAAAAGAGAUUUUGUUUUUCGAUGGAAAAAAAUGCAAAAAGAAGGUGUAGCUAAUACUAGUUUGAAUUCCUAUGGAUUUUUUGCUUACGAUACAGUUUGGGCAGUUGCACAUUCAAUUGAUAAAUUUCUGAAAGUGCAUGACAAUAUUACCUUUUCGCUUCGUGACAACAAUAUGGUACCUCAUACAGAAGGAAUCGGUAUUCAGCUUGAGAAGCUCAAAAUCUUUGCCAAUGGAUCUGAUUUUGUUAACAUAUUAUCACUAUCAAAUUUUAGCGGCGUGAGUGGUCAAAUUCAGUUUAGUUCAGACAGAAAUGUCAUUAGUAGUGGUUAUGAUGUUAUCAAUAUCAAUCAGAUGAAAAUUAAGAGGGUUGGUUAUUGGUCUAAUCAUUCAGGAUUUUCAGUUGUUCCCCCCGAAGUUCUUGCGAAGAAGAAACAUCCAAGGGUUUCCGUAGAUCAGAAGCUUGAAAAUAUUACUUGGCUAGGUGGGAAAACAGAAAGACCGCGCGGCUGGGUGAUUGCGGAUAAUGCAAAGCCAUUGAGAAUUGGAGUGCCAAGGAGAGCGAGUUUCGUUGAAUUUGUAACUGAACUGCAAGAUAGUCAUAAGAUUCAAGGGUAUUGUAUCGAUAUCUUCAUGAAAGCCUUGGAAUUUAUUCCAUAUGAAAUUCCUUUUGUAUUUAAGCCUGUUGGGAAUGGUAAAGCAAAUCCAAAUUAUGAUGCACUCGUCAAAAAAAUUGACCAAAAUGUAUAUGAUGCAGUUGUUGGAGACAUUGCGAUUGUGACGAACCGAACAAAGAUUGCGGACUUUUCUCAACCUUUUGCAUCAUCUAGCCUUGUUAUAGUGGCUCCUAUCAACAGUUCAAAAUCAAAUGCCUGGGUAUUCCUCAAACCAUUCUCAGCAGAUAUGUGGUGUAUCAUUGGUGCAUCAUUUCUCAUGAUUGGAGUUGUUAUAUGGAUUCUUGAACACCGAGUCAACGAUGAAUUCCGUGGUCCUCCUAAGAGACAAGUUGUCACAAUAUUUAUGUUCAGUCUCUCAACACUUUUUAAGACAAAUAAUAAUACCGUAAGCUCGCUUUCUAAAAUGGUCUUGAUAGUAUGGCUUUUCCUACUGAUGGUGAUAACAGCUAGCUAUACAGCAAGCUUGACGUCAAUUCUCACAGUGGAACAACUUUCAUCGCCGAUCACAGGAAUCGAUAGCUUGAUUGCAAGUAACUGGCCUAUUGGAUACCAAGUAGGGUCGUUCGCUUACAGCUAUCUGACAGAUAAUCUUUAUGUAUCAAAAUCAAGACUUGUUUCCUUAGGCUCCCCUGAGGAAUAUGCGGUAGCACUUCGGAAUGGUCCGUCUGGUGGUGGCGUAGCAGCUAUCGUCGAUGAGCUUCCGUAUGUUGAAUUGUUUCUGUCAAAAGAAACUGAAUUCGGUAUUAUCGGUCAGCCAUUUACCAGAAGCAGUUGGGGAUUCGCUUUUCAAAGAGACUCGCCUCUUGCACUUGACAUGUCAACUGCAAUAUUGAAACUAGCCGAGAGUGGAGAGCUUCAAAAGAUACACGAGAGAUGGUUUUGCAAGAUGGGUUGUCCCGGCGAAAGGAAAAGCAACCCUAAACCAGACCAACUUCAUCUGAUCAGCUUUUGGGGUCUAUAUCUCUCGUGCGCUGUCAUCUCUGUUGUGGCACUUGUUUUGUUUCUGCUGCGAAUGAUUAGCCAAUAUGUUGGCUUCAAACAAAGGCAAAAGGACAUUGUUGCACCAUCCUCGGAACAAUCUAAAAGUCAUUGUUCCCGGGUUGUUGUUAACUUCUUUAACUUCAUCGAUGAAAAGGAAGAAGCUAUCAAGAAAAUGUUUACUCAAUGUGACAAUCCUCAUAACCCCCCCACCUGAGAAUUUUUAUAGUGACAAUAAUGAUAAUCAUGUAUAUACUAUUUUUAGAAGCACAAAUAUUCAUCUUGUAAUGUCCUCAUGUUAAAAUGGUUUGCUACAUUACUAUAAUCAAAUGUAACAUGUGAAAUUAUAGUUAAUGAAUAUCACCCCCAAAAAGAAGGUUCAAAGAA